Messenger RNA from Babjeviella inositovora NRRL Y-12698, 1587 nucleotides. RefSeq lists its product as uncharacterized. The record is from RefSeq and is a predicted model, not a curated record. NCBI's taxonomy places the organism in Eukaryota, Fungi, Ascomycota, Pichiomycetes, Serinales. Gene Ontology annotation, biological process: intra-Golgi vesicle-mediated transport. The coding region runs from base 1 to 1587 and encodes 528 amino acids. Gene Ontology annotation, cellular component: trans-Golgi network; TRAPPII protein complex. The transcript is spliced from 2 exons.
AUGGAUUUGCAGAUCCACCUCCCGCUAAACGGGCUAGACGAAACGCUAAUACCCACUGCGUUUCUCGAGCAAUUACAGAGUUCACCUUCACGAAAGGUCACCUUUUUCGAUGAAACCAUCACCGGGUAUCUCCACCUCACUGACGAGGUGAUGGGUUUCGGCAACCAUGUGGCUGAUGCCUCAAUUUAUAUUGACCUAGCCGUUAUCCCGGAUAGCGCCCAGACCCACAAUCCCGAGUUCCACAUCAAAAGUAUUGAGCUCACAAAGACGGAUCUCUUGUUCUCCUCCGAAGUGAACCUCAAAGGAAAGACGUCAUUUGCUACUGUUUGGAAGUUUGCGUUACCGAUUCUCUAUCCAAAGAAGAAGGUUGCGUCGCCACAGGUUUUUGCAUCGAUAGUUUUAACACUCCGCAACGCGCCCGGUGCGAGUGCGGGCGUGCGCGCAGGCGCACACGAUGUGAGCGAUAUCAACAGUAGCAACAUCUUGUCGGACCUCCAGUUCCUGAUCUUGGACAAGCGCCGUGCCUCCAAGUUGGUUUCCUUUUCCAGGCCCCAGGUGCUCACAGCACUUCCAGACGACGUGACACUCGAGCAACAGACCGCCACCGAGUCGACUCUCACCGCUUCAGUCAAGCUUCCGGUGUAUCCCGCGCUCAUCAUGCGGUUGAAGAGCACCAAAUCGGUGGGCAGAGACAACGUCCUCUUCUCUACGCUCGAGCUAGAGUCGUCGAAGGAGCUCAUGAAAAUUGGCGUGGCGUUGGACAUUUUAAACGUGGAAACUACUUUCACCGACGGACGACUUGAGGAGUUUCUCCCAGGCGGUUUUACGUACCCUGUCAGUUUCUUGCCGAGCGAUAUCCUCAACUUCACGUACAAGCUCCACCACGACUCCAGCGGGUCUGUGAAACCCAUCUGCAUCAAAAUCACCUCCAUCGCCCGAAGCUUUGAUCCGUUCUCCAGCUCGGUGCAUGCCACCUUUGGCAGUGAAAUUGUCACUUCCUGGGCCACUAAUGUAGAUUUUGGUAUCACGCCUCCCGCCGCAAAAAAACCCCCGAGGCUCGCCACUAGCCGCAAGAACCGUCUCCGGUCGAGCUCGGACCUCCAGAAGCCGCUCCGGCUCAGCUCCUCGUCCUUGAACGUGGCCAUCCCCAGAUCCGGCAACCCGCUGCUUGCGGGUUUGGUGAUUACGUUUUCAGGUCAGACGGACGUCAGAAUCGGCGAGGUGUUCCGCUGGAAAGUCCAGGCAAUUAACAAGUCGCCCAACCGGCUCAACCUCUCGUUGUAUAUCCAGGCGCGUGACAUGUUUGAGAAGUCGCAGCCUAGGUUGCCCGGGCUGGAUUUUGCUGCGUACCCGGCGCCCGCGUUGCAGAAGAUGUACAACGCCAUCAAGCUCGUUCCCCAAGGCAUUCUUCCUCUCGCCAAUGACAUCAAGAUCGGACCCUUGGACCCGGGAGCGGUAUACGAAACGACAGUGGAGUUGAUAGCGAUCGAACGGGGAAUCUUUAACCUCGAGGGUGUACGGAUUAUAGAUAUUGCUUCGGGUGAGGGUUUUGACUGUGGAAAGUUGCUCGAAGUGGUGGUGAUGUAG